Brenthis ino (lesser marbled fritillary) is the source of this 588-nucleotide messenger RNA. Lineage: Eukaryota; Metazoa; Arthropoda; Insecta; Lepidoptera; Nymphalidae. The record is from the annotation of a GenBank genome assembly.
AUGUCCGUUUAUAUUCACAUCACUAACGAAAGGCAUAUAUUCAGGGAAUAUUUGAAAGAAGUGAAAUCAACAGAUCCGAUUUCAAAAUGCAGGACAUAUCUAGCUAUCUACUAUAUACUAUCUAGCAGAGUGGACUAUGACCAAGCCCAUGGUUGUUGUGGUGCGUCUUGGCAGGCCAGUUGUCGGGGCCGUCACGGUGCAACUUUGGACAUUCCAGAUAACCCUGUGAUAGCACUUGUUCAUCAUUCACUCAAAGCAGUAGCCCGAUCUUGUAUGCAACAAGUUAAUGCUACGGAAAGUGACCUCAUGUACUUGCGGAAGGAUCCCCCUUAUCCUGAAAAGGCAGCUUGUAUUAUGUCCUGUUUAUUGGUCAGAAUUGGAUUGAUAAAGGACGACAAGUAUUCCAAAGAAGGCUUCAUGAACAUCGUCAAUCCACUUGUCUUCCAUAGUAAAAAGAAACUCGAACACUUGAAGGAUGUGUCGGAGACUUGUGAUAAAGAGGUUAUCAACCAAGAAGACGUAUGUAAGCUCGCCAGUGACAUAGUCGCAUGUAUUUACCAAUAUGCCCCCGAGUUACAUUUUAAAGGC